AUGGGAUCUGUUGAAAAUUAUCCUGGCGAGAACUCGAACAUACCGAAGCGAUUACUAGAGGCACUUCGUAUUCAGCCGCUCACCUUCCUCAUACCUAAGGAUGGACUAUCUGAGUUGGUAACUGAUUCUUUGGAACUUAACUAUGUUGCUGAGCGACCUCAGUUAGACAAUCUGCACAAAUGUGAACUAGGAGAAGCUAUAUCAGAUAAACCGGAUAAACAGAUUAGGAUCAAAGAACCAGUUAAUGAGUCAUUGUUUUUCGCGAACGAAGAAAACAAGUUUAACUUGCUAAGUACACUAAGUGAUAAAGCAAAGGUAUUUUUGGAGCAAACUGGCACCCCACCCAUUGCCAAACAAGUAGAAGGACCGUUUAAAAAUAGUCGCAAACAUUCAUUUGAGGAAUCAUUUAACGAUCCGUCGGAGUUGGAUUUAUCAUAUAGUUCUGAUAUCAAAAGGGCUAGAAUUAGUACUAGUGUGAGUCAAAACUUAACCAAUAUAGGCGAUGAUUAUGUGAACGAAUUUAAUAAGCUUGUUAACGCUACUGCUUUUGAGAAUGAUAUCCAAAAUGAGAAGAAAAAUCUCAACUCAGAAGUUUGGAAGCUACUUCCUUCUGGCGACGCUGUAACGACAAUAAACUUGAUACAAAAAAUUCAUAGAUGCUUACAAAAUAUAAUAGAGUUACCCAAUUGUUGGCCAAAUAUUCCUGCUGAUAGUUUAGAGCAAUUACUCGAUAUCACAUCUAAUAAUAUUAUUGCAAUGAAAAAUGUUUCGAUACGAAAUCAAGAAUAUGACAAUAUCCUUGACAUUGGAUUAAUUUCUACAAAAGUUAUCUUUUUGGUUUACAUUAUGAACUCAGAUAGCAAAGAUUUGUUAAUUGAUAGACAUGUUCUAUCGCCAAUCAACUUUAUAAACGAGCUAGUAUUAGAUCUAAAAUCUGUUGACGACGAUAUACCUUUGACUUUAUUGUCCAUGCUUUAUGAAGCAAUUUCACCGUUACCUGAUUUCCUUUCUCUGAAGUCAUUUAUAGAUGAAGAGAUUAUUACAAAAUUUGUUUAUGUUUUUGUUGAUAUAAUAUUUUUACCAUUUGAAAAUGUUCACUCGGACCUCAAGAAAGUAAAACUAUUAAAUGAAAUAAAAAUAAUUGGCAGAUCAUCUUUACAAAAUAUGUUUAUCACAUUCCCUGCUCAACGAGAUUUUAUUAUAGGAGAAGUAUUGGCAAAGAUAGAAGAACUUCCAAAUAAACGCACAACAAAAAAAUCAUCAAGUAACUCUAAUGAUGACUCUAUAUCUGACUUUACAAUGACAUUAGUUCAAUUCCUUUCGAGCAUUAAUAUCUUUGACCACUGUAAAACCAUUGAUACUUGGACUCCUGAAAAGACAGAUACCGCCAUUCGUAUGCAUCAGGAAUCUUCCAACAGCAUAAUGAGAUACUGUGACAUGAUCGCUAAUACCCUAUUCGAUAAAUGCAAAGAUAGUAAUCCUCAAAAUAAACAUUUACUGGAGAUUUAUGUUUCAGAUCUCUCAAAAAUGUACGCACAUCCAACUUGGCCAGUUACUGAAUUCUUACUGCAAUCAAUAACCAAAAGACUUCUUAUGGUUUUUAGAAGUAAUAAGUCUACAAAUAUUAAUCUAGAAACGACUGCACUUCAAAACUUAGGUAUUAUUUUUGGUAAAGUAUUUGAGAUUAAGAUAGAACUUGAUAAGAGCAAUGAAAAUGAAAAUAGUGUGCUUAAAUUAAUAGAGAACAAGUCGGAUCUCAUUAAGUACUUUAAUUUCUUUGACCAGUUACUAAGAAGCAGUUCAUCGAAUGAAGAGAGCAUACGCUAUUGGUCACUUAAUAUCGAUUUUCUCCACUCAUGCUACACAUCUGAUAUAAAGUCAAAUGAUAUCAAAAAAUUGAUAUAUGAAAAAAUUACAGAAUUAUUUUUGCAAACAAGGAACUCGUCUGAUUGGAGACUUAAAGCAGCUGUACCUGAGAAAAAUACUUACAACAGUAUAUUGAGCAUAGGCGGCUUAUAUAGACUCUAUGAUUCAUAUCUCAGAAUCUUACUCAAUUUAAUAUCUAGUGAGAAAAUCAAACUACGCUCGACAUCUAUCAAAAACCUGUCAAUGCUGGCAUUGAAAGACCAAUCUAUACUUACUAAUGUCCUUGUAAAACAAACCAUUCAACGUAGAUUGAGUGACUCUUCUACUUCAGUCAAGGAUGCGAUAUUAGAAUUGGUUAGUGUUGGUUCAUCGUAUAUUAACUAUUAUGAAGAAAUCAAUGCAAACUUCAAUGAUGACAGCCCAACCAUAAGAAAGCACGUACUAAACUUGAACGAAAAAAUCUACAAUAGUACAAAUGAUAUAAACCUAAAGGUCUAUGUAGCCUCAAGAAUCGUUUUUAAGCUAGAAGAUGAAGAAGAAAGUAUAGUUGACAAGGCUACAGAUAUCUUAUUCCAGAAAUGGAUCAAUUUAGAGGAGGAAAUGAUUCAAGAUCAAGAUAAUGUAAUGAUAGUCAGGAAACAAAACCUGGAAAUCAUAUCCACAAUUUUUUCAUCUGAAGAAAAACUAAAUGAGCUAAUCAGCAAAUUCUUCAAGUCAUACCUAUUGAAUAAAACAAUUCAUAAUAGUGCUGAAAAUGCCCGCAUCAUUAACUCAAUUACUCAUAUUAUUGAUACUUUAAUUAACGAGGUUGUUCUUUUGAUUGGAAAAUCUUCUGACCACGAAGCCAAAGCUCUUCAAAAUUAUUUGAACCUUUUAGUAGAAUUUUCUGAAUUUGACGUUAUUACAGUUAGAAAAGAGCAUUUGUUGACCUUGUUCCCAUACUUAUUCAGUGAACAAUCAAAUGAAUUGCAACUAUUUCUACUAUUCAUCUUCAGGAACUCUAUUGGUAGAUUAACAAAUUUCAAAUCAAGCUUCCUGAGAGAUUUAGAAUUUUCGAUAAUCGAAAAUAUCUCUAAGAUUGGUAGCCAGGAGCUUGAAACCAGUAUUCAAAUUCUUUGGGAAGUAGGUAAUCAAACAAAAGAUUACAGUAAGCUACAAAAAAUGUGUUAUUCGUGCUUGACACAAAUCAGACAAUAUGUCGUAAUUGCCAACUCGAACCCUGAAGAACUGCGACCUGAUGGUAAAGUACAACGAUUAAUUUAUAUUUCUUCAAGCUUUGCAAAACUGGCAAACCACAAUAAUGACCAGAAUGCCACCAUGUUCCGUUAUCAAGAUGAAAAGAUUUUUGAGUUUGUCGCCAAGUGUCUUCUUGUUUUUUCCAAAAUAGAAAUUAACCCCAUUAUUCGACGUAUUGCAAUUAGAAACUUAAUUGGGAUAAGUGGAAAGCAUAUCCAGCUAUUUAACUCACCGCUUGUUAUAAAAAUAUUUGACUAUGAAUUACGUGAAAAUAGAGAGGAAAUAAAAUUAGUUAUUUACCAAGGCCUGCACGAGUUUUUCUUGGAUAAUGAGAAGAUAUCCCUUCAAGAACACUUACUAAACACAAGUUCAAAAAAGAUUGAAACUGUCAAGUCAAUAAAUAAGGAUACAACUAAGAAGAAAAGAUCUGCUGCUGAUGGCCUUUGCUUUUCACUUGUUUCAAAGUUCUUGGCAUACAUAUUGAAUGACUGCCUAUCAUCAAACUAUAAAUUAGCUUUAAGUUGCACCAGAUUGGUUAAUAUAAUUAUCAAGUAUGGAUUUGUUAAUCCCACUUCUUGUCUUCCUGUAGUUAUUGGGUUACUACUUGCAGAUAACGAAAAAAUAAAAACCUUGUCUAAAAAGACUUUGGAUAUAGUCACUGAGAACCAUGAAAGCUUGAUAUACCCAAGUUUAACAAAAGGAAUUGAGGCUGCAAUGAUGUAUGCCGAAAGGACUUAUUCAGAGAAUUUUGUUGAACAGUAUCUAUUUCUGUAUGAUCUGCAACAGAAUUUUAUACCUGGAAAAAAAUCUAAUAUUAAAUUUCUUCAACAUAUGGCCAAAAUUUUAACCAAUUACACUAGAAUCGUAACCACUAAAGGUUGCACUAUCAAGGAACUUAACCAAAUAGGAUUUUUUUGCAUUAACAUGGCACAAAUUAAUUUUCAAAACCAUUAUGAACUUUACAUUCUCAUGCGGGAGCUAGAUGCUAUAAGCGAAAAUUUGAAAGAUUUUAUUCUAAACCAAAUACAAUACAAACAAUCACCUAAGUUCAAAGAAAGUCACAUAACCAAUCUGAUAAUAAUUCAAACUCUUAUACAAGAAUUAGUAUCGCAUAUUCUAAACAAGUACGGAAUAAAAUCAGAUAUACUAUAUUAUGAUGGUAAUUUUGAGCAGGAACUCAAAAGUAAGGCAUUACCAUUUUUAAAGAAGCCUAAUACUAGCUUUUUAGAGAAAUUCGAAGAAACUAAGAGAUUUUGGGAAGGAAAGCCGAUUUUCAGAUAUUUAUAUUCAUUGGAUAAUAGAGAUGACUGA
Molecule: messenger RNA, 4413 nt
Organism: Nakaseomyces glabratus
Lineage: Eukaryota; Fungi; Ascomycota; Saccharomycetes; Saccharomycetales; Saccharomycetaceae
Gene: SCC2
Product: cohesin-loading factor complex subunit SCC2
Biological process (GO): replication-born double-strand break repair via sister chromatid exchange; establishment of mitotic sister chromatid cohesion; regulation of gene expression
Cellular component (GO): Scc2-Scc4 cohesin loading complex
Molecular function (GO): chromatin binding
Source: RefSeq, a predicted model, not a curated record